GUUUCACAGCACUGGAUGCCCGGCUAGAAGUGGGUCUGGAGCAACAGGCUGAACUGAUGCUCAAAAUGAUGGCGACUCUACAGGCCGACUCCAUCCUACAGGCCCUCACAUCAAGCUCAUCUACAGUGAGCCAGGCCUCCAGUGGGACUGAUGACUCCCUGCUGAGGGCUCUCCACGGAGGAGGCUCUCCUCCAGGCAGCAGUCUGAUGGUCCAGCCCUCGUCUGUCCCCAUGUUGAGUGCCUGCUUCAACAAGCUCUUCUCCAUGCUGCAGGUCCACCAUGUACAGCUGGAGUCCCUGCUGCAGCUGUGGUUAACACUCAGUCUCAACACAUGUUCUGGUGGCACUGAAGAAAGUGGAUCAGACAUCUUCCUGUUCAAUGCCAGCCGAGUGCCCACCAUCCCGCUCAACCAAGCAUCCAUCAGCAGUUUCCUAACAGUGCUGGCGUGGUACCCCAACACCUCCCUGAGAACGUGGUGUCUGGUGCUGCACUCUCUCACCCUGAUGACUAACAUGCCAGCCUGCGCCUCCAGCAAUGGGAUGAGCUCCCAGGAAAGCACCGCUCAACAGAUGGUGUCUGAUCCAACCCUGGUUCACGUCCUGGUCCGCUUCCUGUCCGGCAGCAGCACCAAUGGCACGAGCCAGCACAGCUCUCAGGUGGGACCCACCGCCACCCAGGCCAUGCACGAGUUUUUGGGCCGGCUGCAGGUCCACCUGUCCUCUACCUGUCCGCAGAUGUUCAGCGAGUUCCUGCUCAAACUGAUGCACAUCCUGUCUACUGAGAGGGGUCCGUUCCAGUCAGGCCAGGGUCCGCUUGACGCCCAGGUGAAGCUGUUGGAGUUUACUUUAGAACAAAACUUUGAGGUGGUGUCAGUGGCCACCAUCUCCUCAGUCAUCGAGUCCAUCACAUUCUUGGUCCACCACUACAUCACCUGCUCCGAUAAACUCGUUUCCCGCAGUGGCUCAGACAGCUCCGUGGCAGCUCGGGCAUGUUUUGGUGGUCUGUUUGCCAACAUCAUCCGACCAGGAGAUGCAAAGGCUGUCUGUGGAGAGACAACUCGUGACCAGCUGAUGUUUGACCUCCUCAAGCUUGUCAACGUGCUGGUGCAGCUGCCUCUGUCUGGGGACAGAGAGUUCAGUGGACGGCUGCCGCCGGCCGGCAGUGGGGCAGCUGAUAGUAGUGUGUCGGACGAGGAGAAGGUCUGUGGGAACAAAGAAAGCGUGGCUGGUGGAUUGGCAUCCAGUCAGGGUCCUCCUGCAGGUGUGGCUGACCUCGUGUUGGCAAAUCAGCAAAUUAUGAGCCAGAUCUUGUCUGCUCUGGGCCAGUGCAACAGCAGUGCUAUGGCCAUGAUCAUAGGAGCCAGUGGUCUCCACCUGACAAAACAUGAGAAUUUCCAUGGCGGUCUGGAUGCCAUCUCAGUGGGGGACGGCCUCUUCACCAUCCUCACCACCCUCAGCAAGAGGGCCACCUCAGUCCAGGUCAUGUUACAGCCCAUCCUCACAUACAUGGCCUGUGGUUACAUGGGCAGACAGGGGUCUCUUUCCACCUGUCAGCUGUCGGAGCCUCUUCUGUGGUUCAUCCUGCGAGUGUUGGACACCAGUGAGGCUCUCAAGGCCUUCCAUGACAUGGGUGGUGUGCAAUUGAUCUGUAACAACAUGGUGACCAGCACCCGGGCAAUUGUGAACACAGCACGCAGCAUGGUGUCCACCAUCAUGAAGUUCUUAGAUUCAGGUCCUGGAAAGGCAGCAGAUGGCAACCUGAAAGCCAGAGUGAUGACGUCAGAGCCAGACAAUGCUGAGGGACUCCACAACUUUGCUCCUUUAGGUACCAUCACAUCCAGCAGCCCCACAGCGCAGCCAGCAGAGGUUCUCCUCCAAGCCACGCCACCCCACCGCCGGGCCCGCUCGGCUGCCUGGUCCUACAUCUUCCUGCCGGAGGAGGCCUGGUGUGACCUCACCAUCCACCUUCCUGCUGCUGUGCUGCUGAAGGAGCUCCACAUCCAGCCACACCUAGCAUCUCUAGCCACCUGCCCCUCCUCAGUCUCGGUGGAGAUCAGCGCUGACGGGGUCAACAUGUUGCCACUCUCCACACCGGUCAUCACCAGCGGCCUGACGUACAUAAAGAUCCAGUUGGUUAAGGCGGAGGUUGCGUCAGCUGUUUGCCUGAGGCUGCACCGGCCUCGUGAUGCCAGCACCCUGGGUCUAUCUCAGAUCAAACUCUUGGGGCUGACAGCGUUCGGUAACACCUCCUCUGCAACUGUCAACAACCCCUUCCUGCCUUCUGAGGAUCAGGUCUCUAAAACCAGCAUUGGGUGGCUGCGUCUUCUCCACCAUUGCCUGACCCACGUCAGUGACCUUGAGGCCAUGAUGGCCAGUGCUGCAGCUCCCACUGCCAACCUGCUGCAGACCUGCGCCGCGCUGCUCAUGUCUCCUUACUGCGGCAUGCACUCACCCAACAUCGAAGCUGUGCUGGUUAAGAUCGGCCUGCAGUCCACUCGCAUAGGUCUUAAACUCAUCGACAUUCUGCUGAGGAACUGUGCCGCCUCUGGAACCGACCCUGGCAAUUUGAACAGUCCUCUGCUGUUUGGGCGCCUAAAUGGCCUCUCCUCAGACUCCACCAUCGACAUUCUGUACCAGCUGGGCACGACACAGGACUCUGGAACCAAAGACAGGAUUCAGGCUCUCCUCCAGUGGGUCCAUGACUCUUCACGGGUGGCGGCUCACAAGAUGAGCGGCCCCAUGGGAUACGCUGGUGCUGGCUCUUCCUCUGCUUCAUCGAGGGAAUAUGGCCUCCUCAUGCCUUCCCCGUCCCACCUCCACUGUGUGGCAGCCAUCCUGUGGCACAGCUAUGAGUUGCCUGUUGACUACGACCUGCCUGCACUGCUCAACAGAGAGCUCUUUGAGCUGCUGUACAACUGGUCCAUGUCGUUGCCGUGUAACAUUGUGCUGAAGAAGGCUGUGGAUAGCCUGCUGUGUUCCAUGUGUCACAUCCACCCCAGCUACUUCUCUCUGCUCAUGUCCUGGAUGGGGAUCGUCUCAGUUCCCAGCUCCAGUCACUCUCAAGCCCAGCACCACCGCCUCGCUAUGACGGACGAUGGCAAAAAGCAGCACAAUGCCAACGCUGCAGGACUCACCGAUGACUCCAAGCACGCGAGACCGCCCAUUAAUCUGUCGGAGUCCCAGUUAACUACUCUGGCGGCGGCCUCCCAGUCUCCAGGAGCCAUAGAGCAGCUGCUGGACUCAGGCUUACCCUCACUGCUGGUUCGCAGCCUGGCCCAGUUCUGUGUCGGACUCCUGGCUAGUGCCAACCUUCCUCUGCCCGCUGCUCAGUCCGAGAGACGACACCACCAUCACCACUAUUACUCAUCCUCCUCAUCCUCACACAGUCGGCCUCCUCUGGCUGCUGAGCUGGCUGCUCCAGUGCUGCGCUUCCUGACUGAAGUAGGCAACAGUCAUGCCAUGAAAGACUGGCUAGGAGGACCAGAGGUCAAUCCACUAUGGACGGCAUUGCUUUUCCUGCUAUGUCAUUCCAGUGCCAGUGCCAGUGCAAGUACCAGCGCAGGUUGUCAGCCUCUGGGCUCUGGAUCUACGGCAGGUCCCCCUCCAUCCCAUCCUCAGCCUCCAGGGUCAAGAUUUUCCCUGGCGUCUUCUGGGCAGGCAGGAGGACUCACCACCCAGCAGAGGACAGCUCUGGAGAAUGCCACCGUGGCCUUCUUUCUUCAGUGCAUCUCCUGCCACCCCAACAACCAGCGGCUCAUGGCACAGGUCCUCUGUGAGCUCUUCCAGUCUGCACCCCAGCGAGGCAACGUGCCGAUCUCUGGAAACAUCUCGGGCUUCAUUCGAAGGCUUUUCCUGCAGCUCAUGCUGGAGGAUGAGAAGGUCACAGUGUUCUUACAGUCUCCCUGUCCGGUGGGUAACUUUCUCUGUUGA
Morone saxatilis (striped sea-bass) is the source of this 3929-nucleotide messenger RNA. RefSeq names its product baculoviral IAP repeat-containing protein 6-like. Gene Ontology annotation, biological process: regulation of cytokinesis; apoptotic process; negative regulation of apoptotic process. The transcript is spliced from 16 exons. The record is from RefSeq and is a predicted model, not a curated record. Gene Ontology annotation, molecular function: cysteine-type endopeptidase inhibitor activity; ubiquitin conjugating enzyme activity. Bases 57 to 3929 code for a protein of 1290 amino acids. NCBI's taxonomy places the organism in Eukaryota, Metazoa, Chordata, Actinopteri, Moronidae. Gene Ontology annotation, cellular component: nucleus.